Messenger RNA from Sinocyclocheilus grahami, 2167 nucleotides. RefSeq names its product arylsulfatase family, member J (gene arsj). The transcript is spliced from 2 exons. The record is from RefSeq and is a predicted model, not a curated record. The coding region runs from base 413 to 2119 and encodes 568 amino acids. Gene Ontology annotation, molecular function: sulfuric ester hydrolase activity. Lineage: Eukaryota; Metazoa; Chordata; Actinopteri; Cypriniformes; Cyprinidae.
GUCUGUCAUUGAAGACAGACUGAUCGACCGCUGAUAACAACGUAUAACAACGACGGAGUGAUGCUCAGAACUACUUACUGCGAUCUGAGUUACCGAUCCGAACAUACAUAGAUUCAGGUUUUUAGAUUUGUUUUUAUUACUAACCUUGUAUAUUUGGACAGCCCUUUUAACUAAAAUAGAUGUUCUCGGCACAACAGCAUUCAGCACCAUACAAAGUUUGCAAAAAUAUGGCUAUGUUCGUAAUAACAGGGUCGGACAAAUUUCGAACCUAAUUUCCAAGCGUCUGUUUCCCCAGUCCGAUAUCCCUCCUGGAACAUGACAUGCAGCUGUGUUAUUUUGCGCUGUGAAAAGAGUAAGACAGUGUUAUCCUCUGUUCUGAUUUUCAUUUUAACUUUCAAUUUAAUUCGAGCGAAUGCUUUUAGGUGCAAUGUGCGGACGAAUGGGAAGAAGUACGUUUCUUUUGACGCUUUUGACUACUUUUAGCAGCAUUGUCAACUCAACAUACGGAACAUGGAAGAGCAGCUUUCAUUCGAAUCGUGUGAACAACGUGGAAAAGCCGUCAUCUCAGCCUCACAUCGUCUUUAUUAUGGUCGAUGACCAAGGAUUUCGAGACGUGGGGUAUCAUGGGUCUGAAAUAAAGACCCCAACACUGGACAGACUCGCUGCAGCAGGAGUCAAACUGGAGAAUUACUAUGUGCAGCCUCUGUGUAGUCCCUCAAGGAGCCAACUGAUGACCGGCAGAUAUCAAAUCCACACUGGCCUCCAGCAUUCCAUCAUCCGACCCACUCAGCCGAAUUGCCUCCCUUUGGAGAACAUCACCCUUCCUCAGAAACUGAAGAACGCUGGGUACUCUACUCAUAUGGUGGGGAAGUGGCACCUUGGCUUCUAUAAACGCGGCUGUAUGCCUACACAGCGUGGCUUUGAUACCUUCUUUGGCUCUUUGUUGGGUAGCGGCGACUACUACAGCCAUUACAAAUGUGACAGCCCAGGAAUGUGUGGGUACGAUCUUCAUGAGGGGGAAGAAGCUGCCUGGGAGCAGGACCAUGGCAUCUAUUCCACCAUCAUGUAUACUCAAAAGGCAAUAAACAUCCUGGCAUCUCACAAUCCUAAACGGCCCAUCUUCCUUUACUUGGCCUACCAGGCUGUACACUCACCCUUGCAGGUUCCUGCCCGCUACCUUAAACGCUAUAAGUCAAUCCCAAACUUGCAUCGCCGCAAGUAUGCUGCAAUGGUCAGCUGCUUGGAUGAGGCAGUACGCAAUCUAACUCUUGCUCUCAAGCAGUAUAGCUAUUAUGACAACAUGGUUAUGGUGUACUCCUCAGACAAUGGAGGUCAACCAAUGGCAGGAGGCAGCAACUGGCCACUAAGAGGCAGUAAAGGAACUUACUGGGAAGGAGGAAUACGAGCGGUAGGGUUUGUACACAGCCCUUUACUGGUCAAAAAGGGAACUAGAAGCAGGGCUCUGAUCCAUAUUACUGAUUGGUACCCAACACUGGUGAUGCUUGGUGAAGGUACUCUAGAUGAAAACCAGAACCUUGAUGGUUAUGAUGUCUGGGAAGCCAUCAGUGAGGGACGUCCCUCACCUCGACUGGAUAUUCUCCACAACAUAGACCCUGUCUACACCAAAGCCAAGAAUGGCUCUUGGAAAGCAGGCUAUGGAAUCUGGAACACGGCCAUCCAGGCAGCACUCCGUAUAGGUGACUGGAAGCUCCUGACUGGUGUGCCAGGAUAUGGUGACUGGAUUCCACCACAGACUUUCUCCAAACUGCUGUUGGCCAAUCGUUGGCACAAUGAACGUGUGAACUGGGAUCGAGGCAAAUCUAUAUGGCUUUUCAACAUUACAGCUGAUCCAUAUGAACGAGUGGACCUUUCUCGACGAUACCCACAUGUGGUGAAGAAGAUGCUAUUCAGGCUUCUACGGUACAACAAGACAGCUGUGCCAUGCCGCUUCCCUCCCAAAGACUAUCGCUCCAAUCCUCAGUAUAAUGGGGGGGUCUGGGGUCCCUGGUACACAAAUGAUGACGAAGAUGAGGAUGAUAACCUUCUCUCAUAUGAUUUGGAACAGAUGAAGAGUUGGAAGAAAGCGAAACGAAGAGGGAAAUUCAACAGAAAGACCUGAGGUCUAUAGAAGUUUAUGUUGGCUCCCAUUUUGACUUUUGUGGUAUGA